Messenger RNA from Haemorhous mexicanus (house finch), 1240 nucleotides. It is a transcript of the gene PRRT1B, whose product is annotated as proline rich transmembrane protein 1B. Lineage: Eukaryota; Metazoa; Chordata; Aves; Passeriformes; Fringillidae. The coding region runs from base 16 to 684 and encodes 222 amino acids. The record is from RefSeq and is a predicted model, not a curated record. The transcript is spliced from 3 exons. Gene Ontology annotation, cellular component: membrane.
CAGGCCUCUCCGCGGAUGGACAGCGAGCCGCCAGCCGGGCCCCAGGCCCGCGGCCCCGCCGCGCGGGGAGCGGAGCCGGGGGACGGCAGCGGGGCGGCCGGGGCUCCCACCGGGGCCCCCACCGGGGCCCCCACCGGGGCGGCCGGGGGGCUGCCCACCCCCGGCACCCGCAGCGACGCCCCCGCAGCCCCCGGGGACAGGCCCGUGGCCACCAGCUCAGCCUUCGAGGGGGCCCCUCCACCCUACUCGCCCCCGGACCCCAAGAGCUUCCACCUCCUCUACCCGCCGUUCCCAGCCGGCUAUCCCCAGCAAGGGCCCAUCUUCUACCCGUCGGGGCCGGGACCGCAGCCCUUCCCAGCCCCGGGCUUCCCCCCUGGGCCCCUGCCCUACAGCGCGUACCACCCGCAGCCGGGCGCGGGGCCCUCACUCGCCGGCCACGGGCACCAGCGGCCCAAGGACUACACGGUGGAGUCGGUGCUGGUGACCCUCUUCUGCUGCCUGAUCACCGGGGUCAUGGCUCUUGUCUACUCCCACGAGACCCGGGCUGCGCUCGCCCGUGGGGACAUGGCCCAGGCGUACCUGGCAUCCAAAAAAGCGCAGUCACUGGUCCUCAUCAGCCUCCUCUUCGGGUUGUUCGCCUCCAUCAGCUGGAUCGUCUACGUCCUGGUGUCCCUGUACCUGUGAUAAGGACCCUGAGCCCCAGGGUGCCAAGAGCUCCUUGUGGCUCCACCUGGGGGGGAUGUGGGGCACGGGCAGGUGAAGUUGCCACAGCCUUGUGUGGGAUCGGGUGACAAUGAAGAGUUUUUGGGGCUGCGGGGCAGCGUCCGUCCUUCCCGGCGGGACGAGGAGCUGCCCCGCAGCCUUCAGGGCAGGAGGAGCCCAGAGCAGGGAGAUGCUGCGUCCUGCUGGAUCCAGCUCUGGGCAGGGAGCUGUGUCGGAUCCAUGGGCGGGAUCAGGCUCUGCUGCAGGACGCUGAAUCCCACUGCUCUGGGCUCUCACUUGGAGCUGCCAAUGGGACUCAGGUGUGGAGGGAGCUUCUUGUAGGAGCGGGGUUGGAGAUGGAGCAGAAUUAACAGGUGUGUGGGAAGCCCUCACGGGUCAUUAAUAGUGUGAGAAGAUACAAACUCAUGUAUGCAGUUCUACAGCAAUUCUGCACACACACACCCCACUGCACAACACCCACCCUGUAUUGCCACCUCUUGCUGCUUCCAGACUGAAAUAAAAUACAGCUGUAGCCAAA